AUGCCUCUCACCAUUCCAGCACCCUCCGCGACCAUCGCACGCGCUAUUGUUGAACGUCUACCAGGGUUUGCCUACGCUCAGGGAGCUAAUGUCACGUUUCGCGAUAGCCCACAUCGUGGUGAGCCGGGCAUCUAUGAAGCGCUAAACGGCGAGCUAGCACUAGCCACCCAAGGCACAACCCCAACGCAGCGCUCCUUUCUUGCAGACAUAUUCCAAGGGGAAUUCAGGCGACACGGCGGACAAGACGCUCUUUAUUUCACAACACAAUGCCCAGUGUUACAUUCCCCUAGCUAUCUCACGUCUUCCAGCGCCCUUGAGCAUAUGGCCGCAUCGGAACCCUCCAUUGUGACCCACGGCUCUGUCGCUCCUGGCACUAUGCCUGCCCUCACUGAUCUUCCACGUCUUUCCAGACUGGCAAAGAUAGUCCCACUACUCUCCCAGGGGCAUUCCUUUGCCACCGUGGAGCCGUCAAUCCUGCCUGCUCUUAGUGGGUGGUGCACACCAUACUUCGACUGGAUCGAUUGGAAUACUUCUGAUGAAGCCAACACGCUUCGCGACACUGAUCUCCUAAAUCAGGCCACUCCUGCACAGCUUGCAAAGCUUCUCACCGUAAUAAUACGCCAGGAACGCUUCGUUGAUGGCACGAUUGAAACAGCCUACGAAUCCAAACUGCUCGCCCGCAUUGCCCAACGCGCAGCGACAAUCCUUCAGCCAUCCUAG
This is a messenger RNA of Penicillium riverlandense, 720 nucleotides long. RefSeq lists its product as uncharacterized. NCBI's taxonomy places the organism in Eukaryota, Fungi, Ascomycota, Eurotiomycetes, Eurotiales, Aspergillaceae. The transcript has a single exon. The coding region runs from base 1 to 720 and encodes 239 amino acids. The record is from RefSeq and is a predicted model, not a curated record.